AUGGAGGAGAAGGAUAUGGCAGUUGAUAAUGGUGACCUCACGAUAUUUUACGUUCGACCGACAGACGCUGGAGUGUACCAGUGCAAAGUUGGUUCAUUACUUGGUGACCUGGUUGUUUUGGAGGUUCUGGACGACGAGGACAAAUACGAUGUGGUGAAACCAGAAACGUCGCGGGGGCCCUACGCAUGCCCACCGGCACUCGUCACCUCGGAACUGGUGCUGUUCACCUCCUGGUCGAGCUGGGGCGAGUGCAGUCGCUGCUCCCUAGUUGGGCGACGGCGGCGAUAUGGUUACUGUUACGUUGGGUACGGGCGGACGGAGAAAGCGAUCGAGGCAAAAGAGAUUACCUCCACUUCGGCGACAGCACUUUAUUUGGACGAUGCAGAGAAGCUACUUCUAGCAUUCCCCGGCGGCUUACCCUGUCGGUCAGCGCUCUUGCCGAAGACGCUAAAGGAAUCGACACCAGUCACACGAAGGAACAACGAAAUCAUGAUUGGAAUGUGUAAGGUCCCGUGCACGAGCGACGUUUUCGAGGUUCGAACCGGCGGCGGCGAGCUCGUCGAGCGUGCGAACAACAGCGACGGGGCGUACUCGCUGAGCCAGGGGGAACCCCCGCGGCCGCCGCCCGUCACCAGGGCGGUAAUUUUCGCCGCCAAGGGCGACGGGCUGGUCGUCAAGUGUCCCGGCACCACGCUGCGGGACGUGCCCUUGAGCUGGAGGCUGGGGAGGGAGGAGGUGGCACCCAAGGUGCUGGACACCAGGAGCGGGGGGCGGGUGCACCUCAACGCGAGGGACCACAUCGUCAUUGACGACGUCCAGCUAUCCGACGCCAACGUUUACAGCUGCUGGCAACGCGAGAACCUGGCGGGCGUGGUCAAGCUGAGGGUGUACGAAGACACUCGCUCCAAGUACGGCCGAAGGCUCCUCUUGGUCGGUCUGUUUGUCUGUCUGUGCGUCGCUUUUAGGCUUACGGAGAACUUGUAUGUAUAUCAGCAACGACGCUAUUGGUCU
Molecule: messenger RNA, 1011 nt
Organism: Iphiclides podalirius (scarce swallowtail)
Lineage: Eukaryota; Metazoa; Arthropoda; Insecta; Lepidoptera; Papilionidae
Source: the annotation of a GenBank genome assembly